Molecule: messenger RNA, 4749 nt
Organism: Theobroma umbraticum
Lineage: Eukaryota; Viridiplantae; Streptophyta; Magnoliopsida; Malvales; Malvaceae
Product: pleiotropic drug resistance protein 3-like
Cellular component (GO): membrane
Molecular function (GO): ATP hydrolysis activity; ATP binding; ABC-type transporter activity
Source: RefSeq, a predicted model, not a curated record
UAGCUAGUACGUUACUUUUUGUUUGGUACAUAAUUAAUUGUUAUUGUAUAUUAAUAAGUGCAUUUCUAAACUUAAUUUUGGCCAUUAAUUGCAUUUAUAAAAGUUGAAACACUCAAAAAAACCUACAAAAAUAGAGUUUAAAAGGCAAACGUGCUCUUGCUUCCUACAAAAUUAAAUUACGUGCAAGAAGCUUAAUGGUUAGAUUCCCUUUCAACGGAAAACAUAACAAAGCAUGAUCUUCGUUUGACCAAAACCAGACGCCAAAUCCCUCAAACUGACAGAAUCAAAUUUAGUUGUUGCUAUAUAUUUCUUUAACGAUUCUUCACUAACUUGGCAGCCUUCUUAACAGGGUCAGACAAAACAUGGCGAAUGCCAUUCGGAAAGACAGCGUGGAACUAGCAGAGCUGGGAAGAAGCGCGACGUCGUCUUUGCAGGAUCACCUUUCUUCAAGCUUCAGCACUGCUUCACAUGCAGAGAACGAUGAUGAAGUGGAGCUGCAGUGGGCUGCAAUUGAAAGAUUACCCACUUUCAAGCGGAUUAGAACAUCGUUGUUCGAUAACAAGUUGAUAAAUGAUGGCAAAGAAGAGGAGGGCAACAGGGUAACAGACGUUACUAAGCUUGGAUCAUCGGAACGCCGUGUCUUUAUCGACAAACUGAUAACCAUAAUCGAAGAGGACAAUCUCAGGCUGUUAAAGAAACAAAAAGAAAGAAUAGCCAGGGUGGGGUUGGAAUGGCCAACUGUCGAAGUGAGAUUCAAGAAUUUGUCUGUUGAAGCAGAAUGUGAAGUAGUUCACGGAGAGUCCCUCCCUAGUCUUUGGAACACCAUUAAAAGCACAUUCUCUGCUAUGACAAACGUUAGUAGAUGCAUGUCCCAACCAAACAAAAUAAAAAUUCUCAAAGAUGUCAGUGGAAUCAUCAAGCCUUCCAGGAUGACCCUGUUGCUUGGCCCUCCAGGCUGUGGAAAAACUACUUUGUUAAAGGCGCUUGCAGCGAAGCUUGACCCAUCUCUCGAGGUCACAGGGGAAAUCUCUUAUAACGGUUUCAAGCUCACAGAGUUUGUUCCUCAGAAAACGUCAGCUUAUAUAAGUCAAUAUGACUUGCAUAUUUCUGAAAUGACUGUAAGAGAGACACUAGACUUCUCAGCACGUUGUCAGGGCAUUGGAGGCAGAGCGGAUAUUUUGAAAGAAGUCAGUAGACGGGAAAAACUACGUGGCAUCAUCCCUGAACCGGAUAUAGACACUUACAUGAAGGCAAUUUCAGUAGAAGGGUUAAAGAGAACGCUCCAAACAGACUAUAUAUUAAAGAUCCUAGGACUGGACAAUUGUGCUGAUACAAUUGUGGGAGAUGCAAUGAAAAGAGGAAUCUCUGGCGGUGAAAAGAGAAGGCUGACAACAGGGGAAAUGAUGAUUGGUCCAACCAAAGCUCUUUUUAUGGAUGAAAUAUCAACAGGCUUGGACAGCUCCACCACCUUUCAAACUGUUACCUGUCUACAGCAAUUGACCCACAUAACAGGGGCCACAAUUUUAAUUUCACUUCUUCAACCAGCCCCGGAGACCUUUGAUCUCUUUGAUGACAUCAUCUUAAUGGCGGAAGGAAAGAUUGUAUACCAUGGACUUAGGAGUAAUGUUCAAGAGUUUUUUGAACAUUGCGGCUUUAGGUGCCCACAGCGGAAAGGCCUCGCUGACUUCCUCCAAGAAGUGCUCUCCGAAAAGGAUCAAGCACAGUACUGGUAUCAUAUGGACCGACCUCAAAGUUAUGUUUCUACUGAUCAAUUCAUAGCUGCAUUCAAGGAGUUUCAUGCAGGACAGAAGCUAAACGAAGAACUUUGCACACCUUUCAACAAAGUUGAGAAUCACAAAAAUGCUUUGUCAUUUAGUAUCUAUUCACUGGGAAAAUGGGAAUUAUUCAAAGCAUGCUUGGCUAGAGAAUGGCUUCUCAUGAAGCGAAACUCAUUUUUUUAUGCGUUUAAAUCAGCACAGCUUGUUUUUUUGGCACUGGUAACCACGACAGCGUUUAUACGCACUCGGAUGAAAAUUGAUGAGCUCCAUGCAAGCGAAUACAUGGGUUCUUUAUUUUAUGGUCUUUUGAGACUUAUGAGCAAUGGAAUUGCAGAGUUGGCAUUUACUGGUUCAAGACUUGUCAUAUUCUACAAACAAAGAGAUUUGUAUUUCUAUCCUGCAUGGGCUUAUUCAAUUCCUUCAGCUGUUCUAAAGAUUCCAUUUUCAUUCGUGGAUGCUUUUCUCUGGACAUCUCUUGUAUAUUUCAUCAUUGGCUACAGUCCGGAACCAGAAAGGUUUUUCCGUCAACUUUUCCUCUUUUUCCUUCUUCAUCAAGCGGCGAUCUCACUUUUCCGUUUGAUUGCUGCGGUAGCUAAAAACCCACCUGUUGCGGCUAUUUUUGGUCAAUUUACCAUAUUGGUGGUAGCAUUGUUCAGUGGCUUCAUAAUACCCGAACCAUCAAUGCCGGCUUGGAUAAAAUGGGGCUUUUGGAUUUCCCCACUCACAUAUACAGAAAUAGGAAUCUCCAUCAAUGAAUUUCUGGCUCCAAGGUGGCAAAAGGAUUCACCUUCAAAUGAGACUUUAGGGCAUCAGUUUCUAAGAAGUCGUGGACUGAACUUCGGUGAAUACUUCUACUGGAUAUCAGUUGGAGCUUUAAUAGGAAUGUGGAUUCUUAUUAACAUUGGAUUCACCUUAGCCCUUAGUUAUUUAAAGCCUCCAGGGAGAUCUCGGGCUAUUGUUUCACAUCAAAGGUUCUCUUAUCUAAAGGGAAAAGAAGAUUUGAGCAAUUCCAUACAGGAAACACAACUGCCUGGUGCUGCUUCUUUGAAAGGUACUGCAAUAACACGAGUUACAAGGACGGUUCUACCUUUUGAGCCCGUAACACUAUCAUUUGAAAACGUGCAAUACAUUGUUGAUACCCCCAAGAAACUGAGAGAGCAAGGGUUCCCACAGAAGAAACUACAUCUUCUUCAAGAUAUUACUGGCGCAUUUAGGCCAGGAGUUCUAACAGCUUUGAUGGGUGCCAGUGGAGCUGGCAAGACAACACUGAUGGAUGUUCUAUCUGGAAGAAAAACUGGAGGCCAUACUGAAGGGGAUAUAAGAAUUGGAGGAUACCCCAAAGUCCAAGAGGCAUAUGCCAGAAUUUCUGGGUACUGCGAACAAACUGAUAUACACUCUCCGCAGAUUACAGUAGGGGAAUCAGUGAUGUACUCGGCUUGGUUACGCUUACCAGCAGAGGUUGAUAAGCAUAAAAGAUUGGAAUUUGUGGCAGAGGUUCUUCAAAUGAUUGAGCUUGAUGAAAUCAAAGAUGCUUUAGUUGGUGUCCCUGGUGUCAGUGGUAUAUCGUCAGAGCAGCGCAAACGGCUGACUAUAGCAGUAGAGCUUGUUUCUAAUCCAUCAAUAAUAUUUAUGGACGAACCCACCUCUGGUUUAGAUGCCAGAGCAGCUGCUAUUGUCAUGCGAGUGGUGAAGAAUAUAGUUAGUACUAGGAGGACAAUCGUCUGCACCAUUCAUCAGCCAAGCAUCGACAUAUUUGAGGCAUUCGAUGAGGUUAUUUUGAUGAAAAGGGGAGGGCAUAUAAUAUAUUCUGGAGAGCUUGGUGUGCACUCUAGUAAGCUAAUUGAAUACUUUGAGGGAAUACCAGGGGUGCCGAAAAUAAAAGAAAAUUACAAUCCAGCAACGUGGAUGUUGGCGGUCACAAAUCCUUCUGCUGAAGCUCAACUUGGAGUGGAUUUUGCCUAUCUCUACAAAGAAUCUCAUCUGUACCAGAGAAACAAGGAACUAGUCAAAGAGCUGAGUGUUCCAGCGGAGGGCUCAAAGGAACUACGUUUUUCUACGCGCUUCCCGCAAAAUGGAUGGGAGCAACUCAAGGCAUGCCUCUGGAAGCAACAUCUGUCCUAUUGGAGAAACCCCGCAUAUAUCUUGGGGCGCUUGAUGUUCACCACCGUAUCUUCCUUCUUAUAUGGAUCGGUUCUUUGGCAGAAAGGGCAGAAAAUAGAUAAUGAACAGGAUUUGUUCAACAUAAUGGGAUCAAUGUAUGUCUUCAUGAUAAGCACGGGAGUAAGCAACUGUGUAUCGAUUCUUCCAAUCAUAACUUCUGAGCGGAUUAUUGUGUACCGAGAAAGGUUUGCUGGAAUGUACUCGUCCAAGGCAUAUUCAUUAGCACAGGUGAUAAUUGAAAUUCCGUAUAUCUUCCUUGAAGCAGCAUUGUUCUUGAUAAUUACAUAUCCGGCAGUCAACUUCUACGGAUCAGCUUACAAAGUAUUUUGGUACUUCUAUGCCAAUUUUUGUACAAUGCUCAACUACAAAUAUUUAGGCAUGGUGAUUGUUUCUUUGACUCCAACUUACGAGGCGGCCUCAAUCUGUGCAAGUUACUCUGUCACGCUGCUGAAUUUGUUCUCCGGUUUUCUCAUACCGGGACCUCAAUUGCCUAAAUGGUGGGUGUGGAGCUAUUGGAUUGACCCAAGUUCUUGGACAUUGAGAGGUCUCCUCACUUCACAAUACGGAGAUAUAAAGCAGGAAAUCAUAGCAUUUGGGGAGCGCAAAACUAUCAGGGCCUUCUUAGAGGGCCGCUAUGGCUUCAAACAUCACGAUUUAUCCAUCACAGCUUUUUUACUAAUUGCUUACCCACUUUUCUUUGCCUUUGUUUUUACAUAUUUUAUGGCUAAGCUAAACUUUCAGAAGAGGUAAACACAUGCUAGCCUCUGAAUUCUCAUGCAUCUUCUGUAAACUUACCUUGAAAUUUAUUAUC